Bacidia gigantensis is the source of this 2667-nucleotide messenger RNA. RefSeq lists its product as uncharacterized. NCBI's taxonomy places the organism in Eukaryota, Fungi, Ascomycota, Lecanoromycetes, Lecanorales, Ramalinaceae. The record is from RefSeq and is a predicted model, not a curated record. The transcript has a single exon. The coding region runs from base 1 to 2667 and encodes 888 amino acids.
AUGCAGAAACGAGCGCCCUCCUUGCCAGCCUUGAGCAGCGGCUUUGCAGAACUCGACCUCAAUGAAUCGCCACCGCAAUACAGUGAAACAUCCGCACACUCCACCGAUCAAACACCUCCGGCGCUCCCGCAACGGUCUAUGCCUGACCUAAGGACGAACUUCUCCUUGCCCUAUGCCGCUCCGAACGGUCCUCCUCCUACGCAGUCACCUUACCUAAACACUACUCAAUUGCCUCCCACCAUCGAAAGCGAGGAUGCAAUCAUGCGGGAGGGAUUGCUUCAACCUCCGCCAACCUUUAUGUCAUCUCCCCGUAUCUUGGAGCCCAACGAAGGUAGCAGACCGUCAAGUCGGUCAGGCAGACCGGAGAGCAGAGGCUCGGGUAGCUCAGGGCCCAGCCGCCCUUCCAGCAGACCCCAAAGCAGAGCUCGAUCGCCCUCGCUCAUUCACAACCUCGCCACUAACGCGGAGGCGAAAUUGAAAAAAAGGCGAAGCUGGCUGCCCAAGUCCUCGCACGAUCCACACUCCGGCCUUGACCCGAAUCUUGCCCAAGCAUGGAUUGUGACUCCUACGGAAAAGAUCCCUUAUGACAUGUCGUCCCUGGUGAACCUAAAGCGGGUCGAAGAGCUGUGGGACGAUGGUGGAAACACAUUGGUCUACCUUCACAACGGAUCCGCUGGCCCAAGUGCAUCAUUCCGCUUGGAUUCCUCCUGUUUUGCGUCGUCCAAGGCCUUAGUCAAAGCUGCAUACGGUGACACCCACCCUCUAGGCUCACAGAGAAAGGGUCCUCCUGCGGAGCAUCCACGAGUACCCUCUGAAGGGCAGCAGCGGUCUUUUUCAGACAGGACCCAAAACCUAAUGCCAACACCUCCAAAGUCUCCUCCACAAUCCCGUUAUGGCUCUAGUAAAAGUAGCUCUACCGUUGAUCGUCGUCCAUCACGCGAGUAUUUUGAUGACCGCAGCGCUAAAAAGGAAGUUCAUUUAUGCCUUCCACAACCUCUACAAGCAGAUCCUACCGUCGUGCCGCUAAAUCUAACCCCUAACGACACGGAAGUCCUCCUUAACGUUCGCAAUCUGUUUGCUUUUCUUACAGACAAACCGCUUGUAGCUACUACGAAACACCCAUCAAUGUUUGCUGUCUUCAUGCAAAUAGCCGAUCUUCUGCAGCGUUACGAAUUUACGAACUUUGAUGGCUCGACGAUUGGCGAGGAGGCAGAAAGCGCCUUUGCUCGUUGCAUUGCCAAUUAUCGACUCGCGGACAUUAGGGCAAGCCGGGAAAAAACAUUGGAAGCUAUAUUGCUGGGUGAACGUAUGAAAUGCUGGGACUUGUAUAACGAGGGUUUCGUACAUGCUGUGGGCAAGUACGAUGAGAUCUCCGCGUUCAAUUCGCCAAAAACGCAACAGAUCAAUACCCUCACCCGAAAACGGAUGGAGAGGUCGCACCUUUUCCUGUCUACCCGAUUACGGAACGUCCGAGAGCGACUUGAAGAUUUUGAUUUUCCAUCUCUGUUCGCUGGUUUUGCAAACUCGACUUCCAGCACGGAAAGUAAAAUAAUUCAUUUCAAAACUUGGAAGAAUGGCUUCUUGUCAAUGCGUAGACAUGUAAUGGGCUUUUACAAACAGCGUUAUGGCGCUUGGCCACCAAAGGCAAGAUCCAAAAAGAACAACUUCGAAGAAAGCGGCCUCAACCGAGUGCUUUUGAAGGAGGUUUACCAAGAUCUUUGUGACCUAUAUGACGUUCUUGCGGAUCGCUCUAACUUCACAACACGCGCUGUUGAGCUUGCGUCAGAGGGCGAGUUGGCUGAGGCUACCGAAUCUUCAGCUCGCGCUCUGAGAAGGCUCUUGGGCGAGUACGAUCGCAGUACCCCGCCUGUUCAGCCUCCAAUCCCGUUUGAUACUCCCCUGUUGCCUUCUUUAUCUAGUACGCGCCGUGGAUUUGAAGCUCUCGACCCGAAAAAACAAAAGAAAGAAUCACUCAAGAAACUUGACAGCAGCGAGAUAAACACGGCUCUCAUGCAGUCUUACAAUCGCGAGCUUAUGAAGUCUACCCCCUUUCUAGAGGCAUUCUUUGCUUACGAGAGACGCUCAGCACAAAGUAAAUCCAUGGAGGAGAUCGCGGAUCUUCGAAACGGCCAAUGGCUGCUCGUAUAUGCAGUCAUUCAGGCAUUGCCUUUGUUGGUAGUUGAUGCGCCAGGAUUGAGAUAUACUGAUGGGGUGGAAUAUUUUCUCAGCGAGUUCUCGAAGGAGUCGCCCCCAUGGAUGGCGCAGGAUCACCGGCGGAAGACGACAUGGCGUAUUGCAGGUAGCGAUGCCAUGGUUGAUAUGCCAGCAGCAUCAGUGGAGUAUAGUCUUGACGCCAUCUAUCAACGGAGUCAUUGCUGGAAGAUGGCAGAGCAAUGGGCUGGUCCAGCAGCGCAAUUCUCGCAGUUCCAAAUACCCGAUGAUGAGCUCCUACCGCCGACCCUACCAUCAGCUUCGCACUCUAGGAACAACUCACAAUCUUCCGAUCUACGGCGGUUAUCGAUGGGGCUGGGCCUAGAGCAACUGCCACUUCCAUCUGGAGUGAGCGUCUCUCCAAGCGGCAGCCGACCUGUGUCGUUGUAUGACCCGUCCAAGAGUUUCAACUCCAUCCUUGGCCUCUCGGACGCAAAGAACACCAAGAAAGCAUGA